AUGGCCCGCCUCCUCACGCAAACCCUGACCCUAGCCCGCCCCGCCUCCUCCCCCUCCACCACCGCCGCAUCCGCCUCCCUCCGUGGCCUCGCCACCAAGGUCGAGAUCAUCGAGAUCGACCUCACGGAGGAAGACGCUGGCUCCUCGGCCCACGGCUCCUCCCCCUCGUCCCCGUCGGUCGAGGUGGUCGGGAUCCGGCGCCUGGAGGAGGCCAUCCACGGCGUCAUGGUGCGCCGCGCCGCGCCCGACUGGCUCCCCUUCGUACCGGGAGGGUCCUUCUGGGUGCCCCCGCUGCGGCGCCCCCACGGGGUCGCGGAGCUCGUGGGCCGGAUCGCGGCCGCCGGGGGCGCCGAGCUCGUGGGCGGUAUCGCAGCCGCCGGGGGCACCGAGGGAGUCGCCGGGGCCGUUGGCGGAGCGGUCGAAGUCGUGGAGCUCGACGCGCCCAUGACGGAGGAUCCGGUGCUUUGCUUCUCCACCACACGCGGCUGGCCCUCGGCCUCUUUCUUCGUUGAAGGAGGAAAUCGAGGAAAGGCUCCUAAAAGAAAACGCAGUGCAGAGUUUGAUGACUCUGCCAUGGUCAAUGUACAUGUGGAUGGCAAGGAGCCUAUUGCUGGUAAACCAUGGCACCCGCUACAGUUGAUGUUGCCUCAUCCGUCCUGGAAGAUAAAUCUGUAA
This is a messenger RNA of Miscanthus lutarioriparius, 675 nucleotides long. NCBI's taxonomy places the organism in Eukaryota, Viridiplantae, Streptophyta, Magnoliopsida, Poales, Poaceae. The record is from the annotation of a GenBank genome assembly.